GUGACACUCUAGUCAAUGUACCAAUGUUCAGACGGUCUUCCUUUGUAAAUUUGAUUACAUCAUAAUCCAGCCGUUCCGAGAAAAGGUUCAUUAAAAUGUAUAAAGCUGAAAGCAUAAACAUACGGGAAGUAUACAUGCAACUAUUAUUCACCAUUAGACAUAAAGUAAAAGGUAUAACAGCAAAUGAUGGCCGACUUGGAACCGCAUUUAAACCUAAAAACGUUUUGGUACGACACAUUUAAUGCUACGUUUAAUGUAUUUGACCGCGACGAAUGGCACCUUGAGCCCACGAACACAGAGAUGACUGGCAGCGGAUGGUACACAUAUCAAGACAAAGCAAAGGUCAAGUUCGUCUGUUCUGACUGUGGGCGCUCGUGGACAUCGAUGAAAGGAGUUGUGAUAUUUUGGUUCCAACUAAAUAAAGAAACUCAUAAAGGAAAUCUACGUUUCAAGCUGUUUGGACAAAAAUGCAACUCCAAUUGUACAGACACUUUCCAAAAACCAAGGUGGUAUCGCGAGGAAAUAGAAAAAGUCCUUUCGAACAUUCUCCAAAAGAUAGGCGAGAAAUUCUACUCAUUUAAACCCAAAGAGAGCGAUACAAAGACGAGACAGGGUCGCCCCAGAAAACCUCACAACACCUCGAUGUGUGAAGCUUGUCAGAUGGGAGUAUGCAACAAAUCAAGAGGAUAAUACUGUCUUCUCUACUUCGUCGUUAGUUAUAGAAGAUUCCGUCAUAGCUCAGUUAAUUAAUCAACUAUUUUUACUUUAAGUGUUAGUACCCGUCUGGUGUUCAUGACCGCUAUUAUGGUGAUAGAACAGCUUCUCUUGAUGCACGACGCAUCAAAAAAUAAACGAGUCUGCAUAACGAGUUAUUUUCACCAAAAAUAUAAGCGAGCUUCAGAACGCUCCCUGAAAAUAACCCAUUUUAUUUCGCGCGCCUGCGAUAUUUUUGAAAGCGUCCGCUCAUAUCAAGAAUCGUCUCAUUGGGACCUUUCUCAAACGUAGGACAAAAAGCUGGACAUGUGCAUUCGUUUUGUAAAAGUUUAUUGUCUUGUCAAGAUAGUUUCAUCAUUAAAAUAAUUUUCUGACAAACAAGACAUGACAGCUAAUUAAGGUCAUAAAGACAUUAAAUAUAGCCGUGUAAUAGAAAGAGKCACCGAUUGGACAAUAUGUUGCUAUGACAAUAUGUUGCUAUGAAUGCUAUCUAGAAAACCUUACACCGGGCUUCCUGUGGUCAUGAGGAUUUAGUGGGAGGCAUUCAUACCUACAAUGACGAUGCCUUAUCAUUAUUGAUAAGAUAUUAUUAUUUUAUUACUACGACUAAUUAAGUAUGGUCAGUGAAUGGCUGAUUUGUAAAAUGGUUGACUACUUGCA
This is a messenger RNA of Exaiptasia diaphana, 1374 nucleotides long. Its product is annotated as receptor-transporting protein 3. Gene Ontology annotation, molecular function: olfactory receptor binding. Lineage: Eukaryota; Metazoa; Cnidaria; Anthozoa; Actiniaria; Aiptasiidae. The record is from RefSeq and is a predicted model, not a curated record. Gene Ontology annotation, biological process: protein targeting to membrane; protein insertion into membrane. Bases 184 to 690 code for a protein of 168 amino acids. The transcript has 5 exons.